This is a messenger RNA of Naumovozyma dairenensis CBS 421, 510 nucleotides long. It is a transcript of the gene CSN9, whose product is annotated as Csn9p. The record is from RefSeq and is a predicted model, not a curated record. NCBI's taxonomy places the organism in Eukaryota, Fungi, Ascomycota, Saccharomycetes, Saccharomycetales, Saccharomycetaceae. Gene Ontology annotation, biological process: cytoplasmic translational initiation. Bases 1 to 510 code for a protein of 169 amino acids. Gene Ontology annotation, cellular component: eukaryotic translation initiation factor 3 complex. The transcript has a single exon.
AUGAAUGCUGGAUUAAAAGAAGCAUUAGAAGAUCCCCAAAAAUACCAUUAUAAACAAGAAUGGUUAUCUUCUGAUUUUGAAUCCACUAGGGAACUCUUAGAAAUUUUUGCAUUCGGAACAGUAAAUGAUCUAACUAAUCUCAAAUUUAGCAAAAGAGAAGAUUUAACAUCUUCGAUGAUUGAUAAAUUAAGGAAAUUAACAAUUAUAUCACUGAGUGCGAAGUACAGGUACAUUAGUUAUGAUUUUAUACGUAAAGAAUGCGAAAUGGAUAGCUCUAAUGACAUUGAAGAAUAUCUGAUUCAAUUACAGGACUUCUUCCAAAUGGAGAUUGAUUCAGUUGGACAGCAGGUGAGAAUAAUUCGGUGUUUUGAUAGUAGAGACGUUUACGCAAACGAAUUGCCCUUAAUUAAUUUAGGAAAAGAUACUCCGACGACUACUAAAGAUGAAUUAUUACAGAGUUUACAUAAAUGGAAACUCAAACUUUUAUGCCAGAUUACAGAUGAACCUUAG